Molecule: messenger RNA, 549 nt
Organism: Coprinopsis cinerea okayama7#130
Lineage: Eukaryota; Fungi; Basidiomycota; Agaricomycetes; Agaricales; Psathyrellaceae
Exons: 5
Coding region: 1-549 (182 amino acids)
Source: RefSeq, a predicted model, not a curated record
AUGGUUGAGGUCGCGAUGGCCUCGAUGGCCGGCGAGUCGGCGGGCGCUCCCCCUGGUGGCCGUCGAACUUCGAAGCCUGGGGUCAGGCUGUAUACGACGAAACGACGCGUUCACCGAAACGAUAUAGAUAAGGCUAUCCAGAUAUCGACAGGGUGCAAGCAGCUGCUACGUUGUUUCGAAUGUCAGUUGUGUAACUAUGUAUCGCUAUUCUUGGUGAGAGAGAAGACGUGCCAAACCCCAAGACAUCUCCCAAGGGCCGUCUUUCGAGCACACAGAAGGACACACAAGCGAGUCCGACGCACGCGCGACGGCUUCUCAACAGACACCUUGAUCUAUAAUUGGGUUCUGGAAUGUGGGGGUCCUUCGCAACUGUGCGAGCGCAUGGCAACGGUUGAGAAGGUCGUGGCGCACAAGAGCUCUCAAGGGAGGCAUACGGAUGGCUUGUCUCUCGAUGUCGUUAUAAGUCUAACAGCUCGUUUCUUCGUCCAAGUAAACGAAGAGUUUAACACCGGGCUCGAGGGCCACGGUUACUUGCAGAUGAUGCACUAA